CACUGACGCCAUCUUGCUGUUUGACACCGGAAUUAUAUCACCUUCCUUUUCCGCCGCAGCUCCGGCGCCUGAAGCACGAGUGUUCAUCUUUUCUCUCAUCACGGGAGACGAAGUGAAUAUACCGAACAGCGUGGCAACACACAGCUGACAAAAAUGAAACCCAUCCUGCUCCAGGGCCAUGAGAGGUCCAUCACUCAAAUUAAGUACAACAGAGAAGGAGACCUACUGUUCUCUGUGGCGAAAGACACGGUAGCCAACGUGUGGUACUCUGUCAAUGGUGAGAGGCUCGGCACCUACAAUGGACACACAGGAGCUGUGUGGUGUGUUGACUGUGACUGGGAUACUAAAAACGUAUUGACAGGAUCAGCAGACAACAGCUGUCGAUUGUGGGACUGUGAGACUGGUAAACAGCUGGCCCUGCUCCACACCAACUCUGCUGUCAGGACGUGCGGCUUCGACUUCAGCGGCAACAUCAUCAUGUUCUCCACAGACAAGCAGAUGGGUUACCAGUGCUUCCUGAACUUCUUUGACCUGAGGGAUCCACAGCAGAUUGAGGACAACCAGCCCUACCUGUCGAUACCCUGCAGUGAGCACAAGAUCACCAGUGCUGUGUGGGGACCUCUGGGAGAGUUUGUCAUUGCAGGCCAUGAGAAUGGAGAGUUCAACCAGUUCAGCGCCAAGUCUGGAGAGAUUCUGAAGAAGGCCAAGGAGCACACCAAGCAGAUCAAUGACAUCCAGACAUCGGUGGAUCUCACUAUGUUUAUCAGCGCCUCAAAGGACAACACCGCCAAGCUGUUUGACUCCACUUCUCUGGAUCACAUCAAGACUUUCAAGACAGAGAGACCUGUCAACUCUGCUGCCAUUUCCCCCAUUAUGGAUCAUGUGGUGAUGGGAGGUGGACAGGAGGCCAUGGAGGUCACCACCACCUCCACCAGGAUCGGCAAGUUUGAGGCCAGGUUCUUCCAUGCUGCCUAUGAAGAGGAGUUUGGCAGGGUCAAAGGGCAUUUCGGUCCUAUCAACUGCGUGGCAUUCCACCCUGAUGGCAAGAGUUACAGCAGUGGAGGAGAAGAUGGAUAUGUCAGGAUUCAUUACUUUGACCCACAGUACUUUGACUUUGAGCUGGAAGCAUAAACAGUCAGGCUCCUCAACCCCACAGCUUCAUCAUGGACUAGAGUCACACAUUACAUCAACUAAAGGAAGAGAGGAUACAAGAGGUGACAUUGUUUUGACUGCAUCUCAGUGGCAAGAGUGUGGUGUUUUUUAAAGUCAUUUUUGUAACAUCACUUGGAAACUGUCUUGGUGGAACCUGAGGCAUAAGAGUUCAAUUUUUGUACAAAGCUGUUGUGACUGGACUUUAAACCACACUCCCUGAUUCCUGACGUUUAUUUAAUCUUAAUUCUACAGCUAAGUAGAAUUUGAAUUAUUAACACUGUUGUAAGCCAUUCCACCAUGAAUCAAUAUAAAAUUACUUAAUCAAGCCA
Molecule: messenger RNA, 1481 nt
Organism: Lates calcarifer (barramundi perch)
Lineage: Eukaryota; Metazoa; Chordata; Actinopteri; Centropomidae
Gene: eif3i
Product: eukaryotic translation initiation factor 3, subunit I
Exons: 11
Coding region: 154-1131 (325 amino acids)
Biological process (GO): cytoplasmic translational initiation
Cellular component (GO): cytoplasm; eukaryotic translation initiation factor 3 complex, eIF3m
Molecular function (GO): translation initiation factor activity; RNA binding; protein binding
Source: RefSeq, a predicted model, not a curated record